Molecule: messenger RNA, 2130 nt
Organism: Condylostylus longicornis
Lineage: Eukaryota; Metazoa; Arthropoda; Insecta; Diptera; Dolichopodidae
Product: serine-rich adhesin for platelets-like
Exons: 3
Coding region: 1-2130 (709 amino acids)
Source: RefSeq, a predicted model, not a curated record
AUGGGAUGCAAUGGGAAAUGCCAUCAUAUAUCAUUAGUUCAAAAACUUUUGGAAUGGCCGAGAUUAAAAAAAGCUAAAAAUGCAAACUCAAAAUUUAUUAUCGCGUUAAUAGACCCAACUGUUGGAAGGCCACGUGCUUCUGGGGAAACAACUGCCCCAAUUAGUAGUUCAGGUGGAGUUACCUCGAGUUCAUUGGGUAGUACAGGUGCAACUUCGUCACCUGUAUGCAGUAAUGAAGGAACAACUACUGUUAUAACGCCACCAUCAACAAGUUCCACAGGUUUGGGUAGUAGUGAAGAAACUUCAUCAGUUAUUACUGGUUCAAGUGGAUCAUCUUAUGCAGAAUGUACUGGUGAAGAUCCAACAUCAUAUUCUGGUUCAACAGGUUCGACUAGUGGAUCAACUGGUACAUCUUAUUCAGAGUGUUCUGGUGAAACAUCAUAUUCCGGUUCAACAGAUCUCACUAGUGGAUCAGCUGGUACAUCUUAUUCAGAGUGUUCUGGUGAAACAUCAUAUUCCGGUUCAACAGAUCUCACUAGUGGAUCAGCUGGUACAUCUUAUUCAGAGUGUUCUGGUGAAACAUCAUAUUCCGGUUCAACAGAUCUCACUAGUGGAUCAGCUGGUACAUCUUAUUCAGAAUGUUCUGGUGGAACAUCAUAUUCUGGUUCAACAGGUUUGACUAGUGGAUCAGCUGGUACAUCUUAUUCAGACUGUUCUGGUGAAACAUCAUAUUCUGGUUCCACAAUUUCGGGAAGUAGUGAAGAAACAUCAUCUUAUAUUACUACAUCAACUUACGUAACACCAGCGCCUACUUCAUCUAUAACAUCAACAUCAGAUGAAUCAACAGAAUGUGCACAUUGUUGUUCAGCACCUGAUUCAACGGAAACUACUUCAACAACUGGAAUAGACACAGCAACCACUUUUGCACCAACUACAUCAUCAGAUACAGGAAUUAUUACUGCGACUACUUUUGCACCAACUACACCAUCAAAUACAGGAAUUAAUACUGAGACUACUCUUGUAACAACUUCGUCAUGUGAUUCAACAACAAUCCCAACAACUACUUCAUCAGGAACUGAUACUUCAACAACAAUUAGUAGUGACAGCACAUCAACGGAAGCUGAAGUGACCAGUGAUGGUGGUGUAAUAAUCGAAAUUCCACCAUUAGCUUCUGGUGGAAAUUUCAUGUUCAUGCUUAUCAAUAACAUCAGUGGUUUCUUCCAAACAAUAAUUGAUUUAAUAAUAGAUACUGCAGAAUCGUUACCAUGUGCAGAUGAUUCUACUUCACCUCCAACCACUUCGCCUUCAACUACAUCACCAACAUCAUCUGGUACAACCACCGAAACUGAUUCAUGUUCAGGUGAAACAUCAACUGAAACUGUAACAUCAACCACCGAAACUGAUUCAUGUUCUGGUGAAACAUCAACUGAAACUGCAACAUCAACCACUGAAACUGAUUCAUGUUCUGGUGAAACAUCAACUGAAACUGCAACAUCAACCACUGAAACUGAUUCAUGUUCUGGUGAAACAUCAACUGAAACUGUAACAUCAACUUCUGAAACUGAUACAUGUACAGGAGAAACAACAACUGAAACUGCAACAUCAACUGAAACUGUAACAUCAACUUCCGAAACUGAUACAUGUUCUUGUGAAGCAUCAACUGAAACUCCAACAUCAACUUCCGAAACUGAUACAUCUUCAGGUGAAACAUCAACUGAAACUGCAACAUCAACUUCCGAAACUGAAACAUGUUCAGAUGAAACAUUAACUGAAACUUCUACAACUUCUACAAUACCUUCAACUACAUCUUAUACCAUGUGUACGUCUACACCAAUUUCAAGUACAAGUACAUCCAUUCCAUCCACCACUUCAACUACCAGUGCUACAAGUUCAACUGGUUCAAUAACUGGAACGACAUAUAGUUAUACAUUCACGGGAACAACUUAUUCGGGAACUACAAGUCCGGAUACAACACCAGGUUCAUCAACACCCACUUCUACAACGUCAACAACAUAUUCUACAGGUACUAGUUAUACAAGUACACCCACUACACCAUCAUGUCCAGAGACCACAUCAUAUUGUACGUAUACAAGUUCAAGUUCAACUACAUCACCAUCAACAACAUCGUAA